Messenger RNA from Oldenlandia corymbosa var. corymbosa, 3360 nucleotides. The record is from the annotation of a GenBank genome assembly. Lineage: Eukaryota; Viridiplantae; Streptophyta; Magnoliopsida; Gentianales; Rubiaceae.
AUGGGGGUCUGCUUUUCAUCUGUGAGAGUACAAUCCAAAGUUUUGAGAAUAAGGUCAGAUCGAAGAUUAGAUGCCAUUACAAGCCUUGCUGAUGGGUGUCAACUAUUAUCUGCGUCCAUUCUUCAGCCGAGCCUUAGAGUUGGUUCCUCAUGUAAUGCAGUGGGGAUGAAUAUCAGAAGUUGUGGAUCCCUAAGCAAUUAUAAAUUGGUCUCGUGUCCUACUUCAAUUAGGAAGAGAUCCAUUUCUCAUGUCUCUGGUGCCUUAUCACCACAAAAUGAUGCUGCUUAUGGAAAAGAUGAAGAGAGCAGUUGCAAUUUAAAAUUUAAAAAAUAUAAUUACAAAUCCUGGAAAGGGAAAAAGGCAUUUGGUGCUCGAAGGGAAAAAGUCAUUUCCAAUGUCAGCCCUGAAAGAAGUAGUUCUAUCUUGAAAGCAUCUGCUACUAGAGGUCCGGAUAUGAUAAGUUCAAAGAAUCACAUUCCCUUGGAAGAGAAGAAGGAUGCAGAGGUCGAAUCUCCUGAUUGCAAUGGAAGCCAAAAUUCCAGCAUGUCCAGCAAACCAAAAAAGUCUAGAAGCAAGAAGAGCAAAAGUCAAGCUUCUGACACAAAUGCUGAUGAGGCAGUUGAGCUGAAACAUUCGGUAGAGCUUAAAAAGCAAAAUGUUAAGGACAGUAACUUAUCUGCUGCAGCAACACAGAUUAGUUCAACUAAAGGUACUUCUACAGACACACAGAAGAGUAAUGUUUCCACUAAGGUUAACCAGUCAUCCAAGAAGGGAAACCCCAAAAAAGGGGUUGCUGACGUUUCAGUGUCUGAUGCAUCAUUGCCAGAUUCUUCUAUGGACAUUCCAACAGAAAGGCGAAUGUCACAACUAUUUGGCAGAACUACUCAAGAAAAUGUCAAAUUUCCUCAGUUAUAUCCCCCCAUAGCUAAGACUGUUCUGGUUGUAGAAUCUGUUACAAAGGCUAAGGUUAUUCAAGGAUACCUAGGGGACAUGUUUGAAGUUUUACCAAGUUAUGGUCAUGUGAGGGACUUAGCUGCAAGAUCGGGAUCUGUAAGGCCUGAUGAUGAUUUCAGUAUGGUAUGGGAGGUUCCGUCUGCUGCGUGGACUCAUCUUAAGAGUAUCAAGGUUGCACUGAGUGGAGCCAAAAAUCUUGUUCUUGCAUCUGAUCCUGAUCGCGAAGGUGAAGCUAUAGCUUGGCACAUUAUUGAGAUGCUGCAUCAGCAAGAUGCUUUACGUGAUGAUGUCACUGUUGCGAGGGUUGUUUUUAAUGAAAUAACAGAAUCAUCCAUAAAAAAUGCUCUUCAAUCGCCAAGAACUAUAGAUGUAAAUUUGGUGCAUGCCUAUCUUGCACGACGUGCCCUAGAUUACUUGAUUGGAUUCAACAUCUCUCCAUUGCUUUGGAGGAAACUGCCUAGUUGCCAGUCAGCUGGUAGAGUUCAGUCUGCUGCCUUAGCUCUAAUAUGUGACAGAGAAGCAGAAAUUCAUGAUUUUAAACCACAGGAGUACUGGACUGUGGAGGCUGAGUUUAACAAAAGGGAGCCGAGGUCAAAAAAUAGUAUCUGGUUCUCCUCAAAUUUAACGGAAUUUGACUACAAAAAGUUAAACCAGCUAUCCAUUGGCUCCUCCUCUGAGGCAAGUUCGAUAAAACAGCUUAUUGAUUCAUCCAAAUUUGAAGUUAUUGCAUCUAAAAAGAGCAAAAGUAGAAGAAAUCCUCCCAACCCAUACAUCACAUCCACAAUGCAGCAAGAUGCUGCGAACAAGCUGAACUUUACUGCAGCAGAUACUAUGAAAAUUGCACAAAAGCUUUAUGAAGGUGUCCAGUUGUCUGAUGGCAAAGCCGUAGGAUUAAUAACGUACAUGAGAACAGAUGGAUUGCACAUAUCGGAUGAGGCUGCAUCGGACAUUCUGUCUUUUGUUAGAGAAAGAUAUGGGCAAACAUUUGCUCCAAAAGCUGCUCGAAAGUAUUUUAAGAAGGUAAAGAAUGCUCAAGAGGCCCAUGAAGCUAUUAGACCAACAGAUAUUCGGAGACUACCUUCGAUGCUUGCUGGGGUACUUGAUGGCGACUCUUUGAAGUUGUAUAAACUCAUUUGGUCUCGAACCGUCGCAUGCCAAAUGGAACCUGCUAUCAAUGAGCUGAUACAGCUUGAUAUAGGAGAUGUUGGUCGGUCUAUGGUUCUUAGGUCUUCGUGCUCAAGAGUUGAGUUUCCUGGUUUUCAGUCCGUUUUUCAGGAUACAGAAUCCAAAUUAACGGGAUUGGAUGAGGAUGAAAUGGAAGGCAAUGCUGAAAUUUUUGAGGUUUUGAGCUCUUUGGAAGUUGGGGAUUCCUUGGAUUUGGGUAAAGUAGAAAUCGAACAACACCAUACAAAACCUCCAUCACGCUACUCCGAAGGGUCACUGGUUAAAAAGUUAGAGGAGCUUGGCAUUGGAAGACCUUCUACUUAUGCCAGUACAAUUAAGGUGUUGAAAGAUAGAAACUAUGUAACAGUCAAAGGAAGGGUAAUGUAUCCCGAAUUUCGAGGCCGCAUGGUUUCAGCCUUCCUUUCCCAUUAUUUUUCUGAGGUCACAGAUUACAGUUUCACUGCUGAUAUGGAGACUGAACUUGAUAAUGUUUCUGCUGGAUCGACUGAAUGGAAAGGCCUUCUCCGAGAUUAUUGGACAAGAUUUAGUGAAUACUGUACGCAAGCUAGUAAUGUCCAUAUUCAUCAGGUGGAGAAAAUGUUGGAGAAAACAUUUUCUAAUUUCUUGUUUGCCUCUACCCCAAAUGGAAGUAGGACAUGCCCAAGUUGUUCUGAAGGCACUCUAAUUUUUAAAGUCAGCAGACAUGGUGCUGGCUACUUUAUAGGUUGCGAUCAGCAUCCAAGAUGCAAGUAUAUUGCGAAGAAAUUAUAUGGUGAUGAAGACGACCCCUCUCCUGAACCCAGUAAAAGUGCGGAGCCGCCAGUAGAAUUGGGGCAUCAUCCAGUAUCAAAGGAGAAGGUCCUCUUGAAGGAUGGUCCUUAUGGACAUUAUGUUCAGUUGGGUGAGGACAGGCAAGGGUACACUCCUAAACGGAUCUCCCUUAAUAAAGCACAGAUAAAAGAUCUGAAUUCAGUCACUUUGGAGGUUGCUCUCGAGUUGCUGAGCUACCCAAAGACCUUGGGUAAACAUUCACAAGAUGAUAAACCGGUGAUAUUAACACCUGGAAAGGGUGGGUUUUACAUUAAGCAUGGACGUUUUAGUGUUCCCCUUCCCAAGAACAUGAAACCUGAAGAUGUAGAUUUCGAUAAAGCUAAGGAGCUGUUGCGAGGACCAGGUGUAACAAAGAAAGGGCGGCCAUCGGCAAAAGAGCAGCUUGAGAAAUCCAUGUCAGGAACGUCGUAG